CUCAGCUAAGGGUCAGCAUCUUAUCCCCACUUUCUGGCCUCCCCACCAUGAGCCGCCAAUUCACCUACAAGUCGGGAGCUGCUGCCAAGGGGGGCUUCAGCGGCUGCUCCGCUGUGCUCUCAGGGGGCAGCUCAUCCUCCUACCGAGCAGCGGGCAAAGGGCUCAGUGGAGGCUUCAGCAGUCGGAGCCUUUACAGCCUGGGGGGUGCCCGGAGCAUCUCUUUCCAUGUGGCCAGUGGCAGUGGGUGGGCAGGAGGCUAUGGAUUUGGCCGGGGCCGGGCCAGUGGCUUUGCUGGCAGCAUGUUUGGCAGUGUGGCCUUGGGAUCUGUGUGUCCGUCGUUGUGCCCGCCCGGGGGUAUCCAUCAGGUCACCAUUAACAAGAGCCUCCUGGCACCCCUGAACGUGGAGCUGGACCCUGAAAUCCAGAAAGUGCGUGCCCAGGAGCGGGAGCAGAUCAAGGUGUUGAACAACAAGUUUGCCUCCUUCAUUGACAAGGUGCGGUUCCUGGAGCAGCAGAACCAGGUGCUGGAGACCAAGUGGGAGCUGCUACAGCAGCUGGACCUGAACAACUGCAAGAAUAACCUGGAGCCCAUCCUUGAGGGCUACAUCAGCAACCUGCGGAAGCAGCUGGAGACGCUGUCCGGGGACAGGGUGAGGCUGCACUCGGAGCUGAGGAGCGUGCGCGAAGUGGUGGAGGACUACAAGAAGAGGUAUGAAGAAGAAAUAAACAAGCGCACAACUGCUGAGAAUGAAUUUGUGGUGCUUAAGAAGGACGUGGACGCAGCUUACAUGAGCAAAGUGGAGCUGCAGGCCAAGGUGGAUGCCCUGGAUGGAGAAAUCAAGUUCUUCAAGUGUCUGUACGAGGGGGAGAUUGCUCAGAUCCAGUCCCACAUCAGCGACACGUCCAUCAUCCUGUCCAUGGACAACAACCGGAACCUGGACCUGGACAGCAUCAUUGCUGAGGUCCGUGCCCAGUAUGAGGAGAUCGCCCGGAAGAGCAAGGCCGAGGCCGAGGCCCUGUACCAGACCAAGUUCCAGGAGCUGCAGCUAGCAGCCGGCCGGCAUGGGGAUGACCUGAAGCACACCAAAAAUGAGAUCUCAGAGCUGACCCGUCUCAUCCAAAGACUGCGCUCGGAGAUUGAGAGUGUGAAGAAGCAGUGUGCCAACCUGGAGACGGCCAUCGCUGACGCCGAGCAGCGGGGGGACUGUGCCCUCAAGGACGCCAGGGCCAAGCUGGAUGAGCUGGAGGGCGCCCUGCAGCAGGCCAAGGAGGAGCUGGCACGGAUGCUGCGCGAGUACCAAGAGCUUUUGAGCGUGAAGCUGUCCCUGGAUAUUGAGAUCGCCACCUACCGCAAGCUGCUGGAGGGCGAGGAGUGCAGGAUGUCCGGAGAAUAUACCAACUCCGUGAGCAUUUCGGUCAUCAACAGCUCCAUGGCCGGGAUGGCAGGCACAGGGGCUGGCUUUGGAUUCAGCAAUGCUGGCACCUAUGGCUACUGGCCCAGCUCUGUCAGCGGGGGCUACAGCAUGCUGCCUGGGGGCUGUGUCACUGGCAGUGGGAACUGCAGCCCCCGUGGGGAAGCCAGGACCAGGCUGGGGAGUGCAAGUGAAUUCAGGGACUCCCAGGGAAAGACCUUAGCUCUAAGCUCACCCACCAAAAAAACCAUGAGAUAAAAGUGCAAUGCAGCCCAUUUCCCAGUAGUCUGCCUUGCCCUGGCAGACUGCUCCGGACUCUUCUAGGAAAUUCCUCUGUCUCAUUUGUCCUCAUCUCCUUCUUGCUUUGCUUUGCUGUGGACCUCUCCUCCUUCUCCUUGACCUCUCUGCCUCAGUCUUUGUUAAUGUUGAAUCAGGAUUUGAGAGCUGGAGCCCAUCUUUCUGCCUCCAUUCAAAGAGGCCUUUUAACUCAGCCUCCCCUUCUGGAAGAAGACUUGGCCUUUUCUCUGCCUGCAUGUCCCUGUGCAGAGGAAGGCUGUCUCUCAAGGGUAACCCCAAUCUGCCUGCGCUGCUCUUUCGUACCCUGUCUCAGUAACUAUUUGGCCAUGUGCUCCCUGGGUACACAAGUUUUCAGAUCUACUGAUAGACCUGCAGGAACUCUCUCAUGUUAGAGCAAUACUGGCUCAGGCAAAACACCUGGUGGGAAGUUAUAUCUUGUAUAGCCACUGCAUAUUACAUAGCCAGGAGUACCCCUUGAGGCUAAUUCUACCAACCAAGGGAUUUGUGCUCUUCAUCUGUGGGUACUUGUCCUUGUUUAGGCCUCACCUCCCUGCUCCUGUGUCUUACCAAUAAACUUAUAAAGCCCACGUGGGGUCAGGCUGAUUCUCUCUCCUAAGGGAGUCCUCAUCUCAGUCCAUGUGUCUUCUGCCUGUGGAGUGGUCAAUGAAUGGGAGCCUGGGGCACCUGAAGUCUGGAAGGAUCUUUUGAUCUGAGUGAAAGGGACCCUACUCAGCCUGGGUGAUCUCACCAUCACCUUCUAAGUCUUGCUUUUCUCAGGCCAAUUCUCCAGUGAAUGGGGGAUCUCUAAGAACAUUUGGGUUAUUGGCAGGGAGAAGGAGCCCACACAUGCCUGGUGUCAAGAUUUAAAACUGGUCAAGAGGCAGCAGAAGGCCAGUUCUAGGUAGCCUAGGUCGAAUUAUGAUGGCUCCAUGUCCCCUAAGAAAAGGCCCAAAGGUAGAGACUCCUUUUUGAAGUAAUGACACGUGUUCUUUUGGCCUUUAGUAAAGUUCCCACUGAGUUGAGCACGGGUGUUUAUGUAUAUGUGUAUAUGUAUGAGUUUGUUUAUGUAUGUAUGAAUAUGUGUGUGCAUAUGUGUAUAUGUUUAAGAAUGGGGCUCUCUGUUACACACACAAUUGCAGAUUCUUUUCAUAAAACUGUGGGGCCCAGUGUAACAAGCCUGUCAGUCCCAGGUUGACAGGACUCCACCUGGAUGUGGCUGGGUCUCUGCUCUAGGAGGAGACGGAGCAGGACAGAGGAGGGCUCAACCACUGUGAGCGUGGGAGACGUGAAGUGAGGCCCAGGGAGGAACUCGGGGGGAAAUGUUUGUUUUGAAAAUGCUCAGAGAUUUCUCAUAGAUCCCCAGGCCAUGAUGAUGCCAUCAGGAUGCAACAGGAUGAAAAAGCGAGUGAGAGGCUAGCACACAUUCAGGUUGGGGCCACCACGUUGCAUCUGAACAGGUCCCUGUGGUUCCUGGGAGGGUCCUAGACUUCAAGUCAAUAGCUUUGAAUUCAGAUUUAGACUCUGAAACUAAGUGGCAAUAAUGAACAAAGUUCUCAAUCUUCUUGAACCUCAUUUCGUUAGCUAUAAAACAGGAAGACUAAUGCCCCUAAAUUGUUGUUAAGCUAAAAUGAGACAAAACGAGGAUGUCUUGUGCAAUUACUGGCACAAAAUUGAUAAUAAAUGUUAGUGG
This is a messenger RNA of Gorilla gorilla gorilla (western lowland gorilla), 3399 nucleotides long. RefSeq names its product keratin, type II cytoskeletal 73. The record is from RefSeq and is a predicted model, not a curated record. Gene Ontology annotation, molecular function: structural constituent of skin epidermis. Lineage: Eukaryota; Metazoa; Chordata; Mammalia; Primates; Hominidae. Gene Ontology annotation, biological process: intermediate filament organization; keratinization. The transcript is spliced from 9 exons. Gene Ontology annotation, cellular component: keratin filament. The coding region runs from base 48 to 1670 and encodes 540 amino acids.